This is a messenger RNA of Plectropomus leopardus (leopard coralgrouper), 2240 nucleotides long. It is a transcript of the gene pank2, whose product is annotated as pantothenate kinase 2. Gene Ontology annotation, biological process: coenzyme A biosynthetic process. NCBI's taxonomy places the organism in Eukaryota, Metazoa, Chordata, Actinopteri, Perciformes, Serranidae. Gene Ontology annotation, cellular component: cytosol; nucleus. Gene Ontology annotation, molecular function: ATP binding; pantothenate kinase activity. The record is from RefSeq and is a predicted model, not a curated record.
ACAGAGAGCAUAAAUAGGACCUGCUCCCCGGCCGUUACAACGACACAGCUACUUAGCUAGCUAAUUAGCUAGCUCACAGAGCUCCGGACUUCAUUGUCCACAAAAAUCGUUAACAUUUAAUGAUUUUAUUCGCCACAAACUGCAGUAUAUAUGUAGCGAAUUAGUCGUUUUCAAUGGCGUUCAAUGGCCACCAACGCGACGACGAGAGUAUCGACGAAGACGAAACGCCCACGAAGCAGCCGCGCUCCGACAAGGAGAUGCCCGGUUAUUUCAGAAACGAGCCCAACAAUGAGACGGCCGCGCCCGCAGGAAGAGCCACCUCCGACCGGCGGACCUCCAACUCGACGUCCAGACAUCGGAGCGACUCGGUGAAGAAAACAAGGCCGCCAUUUCCCUGGUUUGGGAUGGACAUCGGAGGCACCCUGGUGAAGCUGGUGUACUUUGAGCCCAAAGACAUCACAGCCGAGGAGGAGCAGGAGGAGGUGGAGAACCUGAAGAGCAUCCGGCGCUACCUCACCUCCAACACCGCCUACGGUAAAACGGGUAUCAGAGACGUGCACCUGGAGCUGCAGGACCUGACGCUGUGCGGCAGGACGGGCAACCUGCACUUCAUCCGCUUCCCCACGCACGACCUGCCGGCCUUCCUGCAGAUGGGCCGCAACAAGCACUUCUCGAGCCUCCACACCACCCUCUGCGCCACGGGAGGGGGCGCGUACAAGUUUGAGUCCGAUUUCCGCACGAUGGCGGACCUGCAGCUUCACAAGCUGGAUGAGCUUGACUGUUUGAUACGGGGGGUGUUGUACAUCGACUCAGUGGUGACCGGCGGACCCUCGGAGUGCUACUACUUUGAAAACCCCACCGACCCAGAUCGCUGCAUCCAGAGGCCCUACACACUGGAGAACCCCUACCCGCUGCUGCUGGUCAACAUAGGGUCUGGGGUCAGCAUCCUGGCCGUCUACUCUGAGACCAACUACAAACGAGUUACAGGGACCAGCCUCGGUGGUGGGACCUUUUUGGGACUGUGUUGCCUGCUGACCGGCUGCUCUACGUUCGAGGAAGCUCUAGAAAUGGCUUCACAAGGGGAGAGCACUCGAGUGGACAAGCUGGUCCGGGACAUCUAUGGAGGAGACUAUGAGAGGUUCGGGCUGCCAGGCUGGGCUGUGGCCUCAAGUUUUGGCAACAUGAUGUCCAAAGAGAAGAGGGAGUCGGUGUCCAAAGAGGACCUGGCCAGAGCAACACUGGUCACCAUCACCAAUAACAUUGGCUCCAUCACCAGGAUGUGUGCUCUCAAUGAGAACAUAGAGCGAGUGGUGUUUGUGGGGAACUUCCUGAGAGUGAACACGCUCUCCAUGAAGCUGCUGGCCUACGCCAUGGACUACUGGUCCAAAGGACAGCUGAAGGCACUUUUCUUACAGCACGAGGGUUACUUUGGAGCGGUUGGAGCCCUGUUAGAGCUUCUGCAUCCGUCCUAAUCCGUCCGAACUACAUCCAAAGAAGCACCUGUCAAUCUGCUGCAGAGACCAUUAGCACUUUAGACUGUCCAGAGGUAAUUCCACUGUGGGCCACUUACUGGUAAAUUUUGGUUGCGGCAGGCAAUCUGUCAAACAUUUGGAGGUCUUUGGUUUGAAAAUUGGUGAAAGUGUCUUUUAAAUUUCGAUUCACAUCUCUUGUCGUGGUCGGUGGAUAGAAGUCUGUUUCCUGCACGGACCAAAGCUGUAUGCAGCAAAGUCAUUGUUUGGAGAAAAAAAGCCAAGUUUGGUCUGAAACAUCUCAAGGAAAUUCACCACGGAUGCCUGAAAUACUCGGGUUAAAAAGUACUCGUUAACACAUAGUCUAGUUUUGUGAACUUCAUUUACCCUCAGUGGGUAUCAGGUCCUGGGCCAAAUAUUCCUUUUUAGGUUUUACUUUACUCUACAUUGGUACCAGUUGGAUGGUUGAAUUUAUUGGUUGUGGAUUUUUAAGAAAGACACAGGAAAGAUGUUACUACUAAAGCAUAAUUCAUUUUUUAUGUCCUUAAUGUGUUUUAAUUUGUUGUAAUGUCUAUAAACGUCAGAAAAUGGAUAAAAAUGCCCAACUAAAGUUUCUAGAACCAAAGAUUACCUCUGUUUUUGUCCCAAAAGCAAGUCUAAACCCAAAUAUAUACAUUUUUACUAUCACAAAAGAAAAAGAAAUGUAGGAAAUCUUCAUAUUUGAAAAGCUGGAACCUGGUUUUUUUUGUUGUUGACAUUUUUGUGGUUAUG